AUGGGAGAGACUCCAAAGGGCUUGCUCUCAGUCAUUCAGAAACUGAAAGGCAGCACAGAGCAGGAACUGAGAAUUGUUCUGUUGGGACUGGACAACGCUGGCAAAACAACAUUACUGAAAAAGCUGGCCUCAGAGGACGUCAACACCAUCACCCCAACACAGGGUUUCAACAUAAAGAGUGUAGCAUCUCAUGGAAUGAAACUUAAUGUAUGGGACAUCGGAGGACAGAGGAAGAUCCGCUCAUUCUGGAAAAAAUACUUAGAAAACACAGACUUACUGAUUUAUGUGAUAGACAGUGCAGACAAAAAGAGAUUUGAAGAAACUGGACUGGAGCUGUCAGAGCUGGUUGAUGAGGAACAUCUAAAGGGAGUUCCUAUUCUCAUCUUCGCUAACAAGCAAGACCUAGCCACUGCGUCUCCAGCCAGUGAGAUCGCUGAGGGACUGAACCUACACACAUACAGAGAUCGCGUGUGGCAGAUACAAGCCUGCUCUGCCGUAUCUGGGGAGGGAGUACAGGAUGGGAUGAACUGGAUCUGCAGUAAUAUUGUAAAUAAGAAAUGA
Messenger RNA from Chanos chanos (milkfish), 561 nucleotides. RefSeq names its product ADP-ribosylation factor-like protein 3. The record is from RefSeq and is a predicted model, not a curated record. Gene Ontology annotation, molecular function: GTPase activity; GTP binding. Lineage: Eukaryota; Metazoa; Chordata; Actinopteri; Gonorynchiformes; Chanidae. Bases 1 to 561 code for a protein of 186 amino acids. The transcript is spliced from 6 exons.